AUGAAUAAUGAUAAUGAUGAUGAUGAUGAUGAUGAUGAUGAUGAUGAGCAGGGUGGAAAAGGUGGUGAUAUGCAAGGUGAUGACAAUGACAAGGAGGGUAGCAAAGGUGGUGAUAACGAGCAUGGAACUGAAUCUGAAAAGAAUGAAGUUCCAUAUGAAACUCCUGAAAAGCAAAGCACUCCUUCACCAAAAACCAAUGAGGAAAAUGAAGAAGAGGUUGGCAAGGAUGGAACAAGCCUAGGAGUAGAGUCUGAAAUUGCUAAAACGCCGAGCACUCCUCUGUCAAAGGCAGCUGAAAUUCCUGAAGAUCAAGAAGACCAUAUGAACCUUAUUGACCAAGAUGUGAUGGAUACCGCUCAAACUGAUGAAAUUGAAAAAGUAGCUGGGUGUGAAGAUAACUUAUCUGAAACUGUGUUCGUGAAGCUUGAAAAAGGUUGUUACAAAAUGGCAGUACCUGAAGUGAAAGAAAAUAUGGAAACCCUGAUCCGCCACGAUUGUCCAAGAUUUCAAUUAUUGAGCCAAGAAGAUACAAAAGAAGAGUCGUCGCAAAAAUCAUUAUCCAAUGAAGCAAUGCAGUUCAUCCAACAAAAUGCCAGUGAGUUUUUUAGCAGUCAAGAGGUUGAAGAAUAUAAGACACCAGUGGUGACAAGAUCAGGGAAGAUGAGGGAAGCAGAUAUGUCGAGGACACAAGCGGCUGGCAAGUUGUCCAAGACACCACAAAAGAGAGAUGCAAAGAAAAAACUAGAUCCUCAGUUCACUGCCGAGGGUAAAACCAGACGAGUUAGGAUAAAAUCGGAUCAAAAAGGAAAGGGGGUCAAAUUGGGACAAGAACCAGGCUAUCUUGUUCCACUAAAGAGAAAGGCAUAG
This is a messenger RNA of Papaver somniferum (opium poppy), 867 nucleotides long. Its product is annotated as acidic repeat-containing protein-like. The transcript has 4 exons. NCBI's taxonomy places the organism in Eukaryota, Viridiplantae, Streptophyta, Magnoliopsida, Ranunculales, Papaveraceae. Bases 1 to 867 code for a protein of 288 amino acids. The record is from RefSeq and is a predicted model, not a curated record.